Messenger RNA from Anthostomella pinea, 462 nucleotides. Lineage: Eukaryota; Fungi; Ascomycota; Sordariomycetes; Xylariales; Xylariaceae. The record is from the annotation of a GenBank genome assembly.
AUGGCAACAUCAGCAGAAGCGCCGCCCACGCCGCCCACGACCGAGAGCGAGGUCUCCCGGACGACGCCCACCGGCGAGCCCUCCACGACCUGUUACAAGAUCAUCGGCGACCUGUCGUCCGCCACCUCGCCGCCCCUCAUCGCCCUGCACGGCGGGCCCGGCGCCGGCCACGAGUACCUAUCCCCCCUCACGGCCUUCCAAGGUCCCUCGGAAUUCCAACUUAGGGGCUGGAUCAAGGACUGGGAGGGCUGGCGCCCCGCGCACAAGAUCGCCGUCCCCACGCUGCUGCUCAAUGGGCGCUACGACGAGGUCAUCGACAAGGCCAUGGAGCCGUGGUUCUACACCAUCCCGCGCGUGCGCUGGGUCACACUCGAGAACUCGAGCCACAUGGGUCACUGGGAGGACACUGAGCGCUACAUCGGGCUGUGCGGCGCCUUUCUGGCGAGCAGGGACCCGUCUUGA